AUGUCGUCGUCGUCGAUCGAUCCGGGCUCUGCGCAUCCUCCAUCGGAGGGCAUGUCGUCCGCAACAGAGCCGGAGAACAGAGUAAAUGGCGACGGUUCGACUCCAAAGCUGUUUGUCGAUGGCGGAUCAGGCCCUGGAACUCCCAUCGGUUUCCAGCGUUACCCCCAUAACAAACACCUCGACCAUGUGGCCCGAACGCCUGUCCGCCAGCCCUCGCCGCAGCCCACUCAUCUGGGCAUCCCCGGGCACAGGGUCCUCUCGGAAGAGGAUCCCGGUUAUGUUGCGGCCAAGUUUGAAGGCAAACAGAAGCAGAUGGAGCAAGUCAUGGACCGGUUAGAGGAGAAGGGGUUCUUCCCAAGCGACUUUGUUGUCUCCGAAACCACCUGGUUCUACAACAUGCUGGGAAUUGAUGACAUGUAUUUCCAAACCGAGUCCGUCGACUCCAUUGUCACCCAGAUCUUGUCCCUGUACGCCGCCAAGGUCGCCGCCUACGCCCGCGACGACAAGCGCAUGGAGAUCCGGCUGGACAAGGAAGACGAGGAUCAUGCCGUCUACAUCGACACCAGCAAACCCGGUGUGUCCACCUUCGACGGUCCCCGCUACGAGCAGAGGAUCGAUAAGAAGUAUAUCGACGGUUCGGGGCCUGGGAGAAGCUACCGCGUCGAGACCUUCCGUUCCUCCAGUCCGCUGCCGGGUGAAAGCGAGCAACAGCUGCGUUGCUACUUCGUCUACCGCUGCCAGUUCAGCAAUCCGAAUCCCGAUCCCGACGAGACCAAUAUCGAGAUCAUCGGAGAGAAGCGCUUCCUCCAGAAGGCUACCCCGAAUACCAAGGCCAUCUACCAAGAGAUCAUCAAACAUGCCGUCGCCCGAACCGGUCCUGUCAUUGAGAUCUUCGACAUCGAGGGAAGUCGGGAAAAGAGGCUGGUAGUGGCGUAUCGCCAGGGUUCCGCCAUGGGAAUGUUCAGCGCUCUAUCGGACCUCUACCAUUACUACCGCCUGACCAGCUCGAGGAAGUACUUGGAGAAUUUCUCCAACGGCAUUACCGUGAUCUCGCUUUAUCUACGUCCCGUGGACAAGCCUGAGAUUGCCGAGAAGUACCCUCCGAUUGAAGCGGCCAUCCAUCAGAUCAUGAAGGAAGUGUCGCUCCUGUAUUGCAUUCCGCAAAACCGCUUCCAGGAUCACUUCGCCAGCGGCCGCCUCAGCUUGCAAGAGACCAUCUAUGCCCACUGUGCUUGGGUCUUUGUCCAGCAGUUUUUGAACCGACUCGGGUCCGAGUAUACUUCCUUGGCCGCCCUCCUGGACACGAACAACAGCGUCCACGCCGAGCUGCUGGCGAAGAUCAAGAAGCGGCUUCGCACGGAAACGUUCACGUCCGACUACAUCUUUGAGAUCAUCAACAAGUACCCGGAUCUCAUCCACAAGUUGUACCUGGACUUUGCGAACACGCAUUACGUGCAGACCGGUGGUCCCGGCCAAGAUGAUUUCCUGCCAACCCUGAGUUACCUCCGGCUCCAGGUGGCUGAGGUUCUGGAUGAUGCGAGAUUGAAGGAGCUCAUCUCGAAGACGGCGGUGAACGAGCAUGACGAGAUGGUCAUGAUGGCCUUCCGGACCUUCAACAGGUCCAUUUUGAAGACAAACUUCUAUACUCCGACCAAGGUCGCCCUCAGUUUCCGACUCAACCCCGAUUUCCUGCCCGAGCAUGAAUACCCUCAGCGACUCUAUGGCAUGUUCCUCGUCAUCAGUUCCGAGUUCCGAGGUUUCCAUCUUCGCUUCCGGGACAUCGCACGCGGCGGAAUCCGUAUCGUCAAAAGCCGCAACAAGGAAGCUUACAGUAUCAACGCUCGUUCGCUGUUCGACGAGAAUUACAACCUGGCCGCUACUCAGCAGCGGAAGAACAAAGACAUUCCCGAGGGAGGCGCCAAAGGCGUUAUCCUGCUCGAUUUCGAGCAUCAAGACAAGGCUCGUGUCGCGUUUGAAAAGUACAUUGACAGUAUCAUGGAUCUGCUUCUGCCACCGGCCAGUCCGGGCAUUAAGGAUCCCAUCGUCGACCUGCAUGGCAAGGACGAGAUCCUCUUCAUGGGUCCGGAUGAGAACACCGCCGACUUGGUUGACUGGGCCACGGAGCACGCCAGAAAACGGGGGGCACCGUGGUGGAAGUCCUUCUUUACCGGCAAGAGUCCUAAGCUUGGAGGUAUCCCACACGAUGCCUAUGGUAUGACCACCUUGUCGGUGCGUCAGUACGUUCUCGGCAUUUACCGCAAGCUGAACAUCGACCCGUCCAAGGUGAGAAAACUGCAAACUGGCGGGCCGGACGGUGACCUGGGAUCCAACGAGAUUCUGCUGGGCAAUGAAACAUAUACGGCCAUUGUGGAUGGAUCAGGUGUCAUUGUUGAUCCGAACGGUUUAGACCGCGAAGAGCUCGUGAGACUGGCCAAGAAACGAGUCAUGAUCUCCGAAUUCGAUCUGUCCAAGCUCUCUCCGCAAGGCUACCGAGUCCUCGUGGAGGACACUAAUGUGACGCUGCCAAGUGGCGAGGUAGUCAACAACGGAAUGCUUUUCCGCAACACCUUCCAUCUUCGAAAAGAUCUGCCUUAUGACAUUUUUGUCCCUUGUGGAGGACGACCGGAGUCGAUCGAUCUGUCUAACGUGAACAAACUCAUCGUCAACGGCAAAUCGGUCAUCCCGUAUAUUGUCGAAGGUGCGAACCUCUUCAUCACCCAGGACAGCAAGCUGCGACUGGAAAAGGCCGGCUGCAUUCUCUACAAAGAUGCAUCCGCCAACAAGGGUGGUGUGACCUCGUCGUCGUUGGAAGUCCUGGCGUCUCUCUCCCUCGACGAUAAGGAAUUCGUGGAGAACAUGUGCGUUCACGAGGAUGGCACGGUCCCAGAAUUCUACCAGGCGUAUGUCAAGGAGGUGCAAGAGAUCAUCAAACGCAACGCCACUCUCGAGUUUGAGGCGAUCUGGCGGGAGCACGAGAAAACCGGUCUGCUGCGCAGCGUAUUGAGUGACCGGCUGAGUAAUGCGAUCACCAAUUUGGACGAGGAGCUUCAGAAAACUGGGUUGUGGAAUAACGUCCAGCUCCGCCGGACAGUUCUACAGGAGGCUCUCCCGAAACUCCUUCUGGAGAAGGUUGGCCUUGAUACGAUUCUAAAGAGGGUUCCUGAAAGCUACUUGAAGUCCAUCUUCGGAAGCUACCUGGCUAGCCGGUUCGUGUAUGAGUAUGGCAGUAAUCCAAGUCAAUUCGCUUUCUUUGACUUGUAA
Messenger RNA from Rasamsonia emersonii CBS 393.64, 3261 nucleotides. RefSeq names its product Glutamate dehydrogenase. Gene Ontology annotation, molecular function: L-glutamate dehydrogenase (NAD+) activity. Gene Ontology annotation, cellular component: mitochondrion. The coding region runs from base 1 to 3261 and encodes 1086 amino acids. The transcript has 3 exons. The record is from RefSeq and is a predicted model, not a curated record. NCBI's taxonomy places the organism in Eukaryota, Fungi, Ascomycota, Eurotiomycetes, Eurotiales, Trichocomaceae.